Messenger RNA from Cyclopterus lumpus (lumpfish), 1395 nucleotides. It is a transcript of the gene mpv17, whose product is annotated as mitochondrial inner membrane protein MPV17. The record is from RefSeq and is a predicted model, not a curated record. NCBI's taxonomy places the organism in Eukaryota, Metazoa, Chordata, Actinopteri, Perciformes, Cyclopteridae. Bases 165 to 698 code for a protein of 177 amino acids. Gene Ontology annotation, cellular component: cytoplasm; membrane. The transcript has 8 exons.
ACAUCACCAGCAGCUCACGCUGCGGAGCCGGGCUCACGUGCACCUUUGACUUAACUUGGUUUACUGUAAUGUAGUGAGUAUUAUUAACACACGUCGAAGUUGUGUUACGUGCAGUGAUAGUGUGUUUGUGAGCAGUAGCAGCAUUCUUCUUCCUAGGAGGGAGAAUGGCAGGCCUGUGGAGAUCUUACCAAGUCUUGAUGACCAAAUACCCCUGGACAGUCCAGUUGGUGACCGCUGGGUCUCUGGUGGGUGUCGGUGAUGUCAUCUCCCAACAGCUGAUCGAGAGAAGAGGAUUGGCUCAUCACAACGUGCGGCGCACGGCCAAGAUGAUGAGCAUUGGCUUUUUUUUUGUGGGUCCAGUGAUCGGCAGCUGGUACAAAGUUUUGGACCGCCUGGUGGUUGGAGGAACAAAGAGUGUCGCCAUGAAGAAAAUGCUGGUUGACCAGUUGUGCUUCGCCCCGUGUUUCCUGGGAGCUUUCCUCUGCAUCUCCGGUGCUCUGAACGGACUGACUGUGGAGGAGAACGUCACCAAGCUCAAGAGGGACUACACAGAUGCCCUGAUCUCGAAUUACUACCUUUGGCCUCCAGUCCAGAUCGCCAAUUUCUACUUCAUUCCACUCCACUACAGGUUGGCCGUCGUCCAGGUUGUUGCUGUUACUUGGAACUCCUACCUGACCUGGAAGGCCAAUAAGAUGUGAGCAAUCAUCGCAAGUCCGGCCUGUCUUCUUGAUGAUGAUGAUGAUGAUGAUGAUUUUACACUCUUGUAGUGUUUGUGUGCGAUACGGACCAUUCUGGUCUAACUUACUUCGUCUGAUAUUUGCAAUGUGUAAACUGUGUAUGACUCACCUAUAAAGGUCGGGAGAAAGUGCAUGUCUACUCUGAAUGACAAAUUCACACUUGAAAGUCAAACUGGCAUUUGCAUACAUGUCUGUGAAAGUUUGUUAUUUAUGGAAAUAGGAUUUGGCAAUAGUGUGGCCACACAUACGCAUGGACACACACACACACACCCACUGGUUGCGGAGGAAACUUUUCUUAUCCACUUAAUGUUUUAUUCACCACUUGAAAUAAUGGUGUUUGUUCCAGGUUAAUGGUCUGAUAAUAAAGGAUGUUUUUACUUCAGAUUAAUCUCAUAAUGUUGAUUUUCAUCUGAUUUGUCUCUUUCAUACUGAUUUUAAGUAUGUUCCACAAUUUGUAAUAAUGUAUUGUUAUUGACAAACUUAGUUUGCUCCUUUUUGUCUUCCCCUGCCUCGACUGUUUUCCUCCAUUUUCCACUUAACAUUCUCCAGGAAAAGGAACGCGACCUGUCCUCGUGUUUCAAUGUACAGGAAGUGAGCAAAGUUGUUUGUGUAGAGGCUUCUGUAAGUGAAAAAAUAAAUAAAAUCAUGGCUCUGGAAA